AUGUCAAAGAGAAAGUAUGAUGAUGAUAGUGAAGGAGGAGGUAAAGAUGGAGUCACUCUUUACACUGAUGGAGCAUGUAGAGGUAACCCAGGACGUGGAGGAUGGGCUUCUUAUAUACCGGAUCAAGAUGUAGAGUUGUCCGGCGCAAAGGAAUAUACGACAAACAAUCAGAUGGAGUUAAAGGCUGUAAUUGAAGGAUUGAAACAUUUGGAUAAGUCUGGACCGACCAAGGCUACUGUCUACACUGACUCGACCUAUGUCAAGAAUGGCAUCACUGAUUGGGUCGGCAAAUGGAAAGACAAUGGAUGGAAGACAGCAGAUCGCAAACCAGUCAAGAAUCAAGAACUCUGGCAAGAGCUAGACACUCUCAACUCCAAGCACACAGUCGACUAUCAAUGGGUUAAAGGACACAGUGGUGACAAGUACAAUGACAAGGUCGAUGCAAUGGCCAACAAGGCAAUCGAUAACAUGAAACCAAGUGGAGGUGGUGGUAGCGGUGGCGGAGGAGGCCGUGGAGGUGGUGGAGGAGCCUUCAGUCGUGGUAGCGGAGGUGGCGGUGGUGGAGGCCGCGGAGGAGGUCGUGGAGGUGGAGGAGGCGGCUACAAGAGUGGCGGCGGCGGUGGAGGCGGAGGAGGAGGCGGCUACAGGAGUGGCGGUCGUGGAGGUCGUGGAUGA
This is a messenger RNA of Acytostelium subglobosum LB1, 675 nucleotides long. RefSeq lists its product as hypothetical. The transcript has a single exon. Gene Ontology annotation, molecular function: nucleic acid binding; RNA-DNA hybrid ribonuclease activity. Lineage: Eukaryota; Evosea; Eumycetozoa; Acytosteliales; Acytosteliaceae. The record is from RefSeq and is a predicted model, not a curated record. Gene Ontology annotation, biological process: DNA replication, removal of RNA primer. The coding region runs from base 1 to 675 and encodes 224 amino acids.